Molecule: messenger RNA, 1407 nt
Organism: Laccaria bicolor S238N-H82
Lineage: Eukaryota; Fungi; Basidiomycota; Agaricomycetes; Agaricales; Hydnangiaceae
Exons: 7
Coding region: 1-1407 (468 amino acids)
Molecular function (GO): catalytic activity
Source: RefSeq, a predicted model, not a curated record
AUGAAAAUUCGGAUGUUCAACCGACUCACGCAUCAGCGCGCUACAUACAAAGCGUGGAGGCUCGAGGCUCGGCCCGGGGAUGCUUAUAUCAUUACAAAUCGAUUAUCAUUUGUAAUACUAAGAAUCCUCCAUGUAACUGAAGCGCUGACUGGUAGCUCCUGGAGCGUGACUCGGCACUGCGCUCAGGCUGCGCCAGCUUUGGUGACCGUCUUUAUCCCUGGCGGUUGUAUGGCCACUCAGCAAGUAUAUGACGUGAUUAUCGUCGGAGGAGGACCAGCUGGCUGUGCUACAGCUUUAGCCCUGCAUCGAAUCGACUCGCCCCGUUCCGUGUUGUUAAUCGACGAUGCCGAUCCAGCCAUAUUCAAGAUCGGCGAAUCACUGCCGGGUAUUGCCCUUCAGACCCUCGCAUACCUGUCUCCUACCCUAUCAGAUAGCCUAUCGCAUGACAUCGCACAAGGAGACCAUGCCCGUUGUUCAGGAAAUGCGUCUGUUUGGAGCUCGCAGGAGCUCCACGAAGAAUACAGUCUUACGCGUCUUUAUGGCUCAGGCUGGCACCUUGACCGCCCAUUGUUCGACGAGUCUCUAAGACAGGCUGUGAGGGAAGGAUGUGACAAGAGCAAGCACAAUAGUCUUCCGUCCCGAAUUGUGAGGGAGCAAUUCGUCUCCAUAGAGAAGCACGACGGCAUAUGGUGUGUGCAUACGAAGCACCUAGACACUGGCUCGACAAAUUGUUAUUACUCCAAAUGGGCGGUCGAUGCCACUGGGAGGAAAGCUUCGCUGGCUCGAAAGCUAGGUGCAACUACACUGAAAACCGACAAGCUCCUCGCCUUCUAUUCCCUGUUCGUUUCCCCGGAAGACGACGGAGACCGUCGGACGCUGAUCGAGGCUACCGAAUCGGGUUGGUGGUAUACCUCAUCCCUCCCACACAACAGACGGGUAGUAGUCUAUCAUACCGACGACGACGAUCCAUCUGCCAAGUUGGUACGCACAGCCGAUGGGUUCCUCGAUCUUUUACACAACCACACCCAACACAUCUCGUCGAUCAUCACUACACACCAUCACGACUUCUUUCCCGGGCAGAAGUUUCCCCGUUCCACGUCGGCUAAUUCAUCAGUUCUGGAUCUGACCUGCGAUGAGACGGAACACUGGUGUGCUGUGGGAGACGCAGCUAUGGCGUUUGACCCUCUGUCUUCGCAAGGCAUGAUCACUGCAUUGAACGCAGGUUGCUUCAUUGGAGAAGAACUGGCUAAACGGAUUUCAAUGGAAUCGGAAGGUGCUGGAUCUGAGGAAAUAUCUAGUAUUCUUGAUUAUUACGCUGCCAUUACCCAACAGUAUGAAAAGGAGAAGAAGCAAUACUAUCGUCUCGCACGAUUUAAUGGGGGAUUUUGGGCGAAAAGACAGGUGUAG